GAAAACACACCUGACUGGUGACAGCAAAAUAGAAACUAACUUUCACAGUAUCUACCCUAGAAAUGUGUCUUCCUGUGGAUAUCACUCUCAACUGCACACCAACUAUGAUAACAUGACAACUGAGAGGAUGGACUUGAAUACAACUCUACACAGGGUCAGCAGACUGCAUGUUUUGGUUUGGAGGAGCACACAGACACCUGAACAGUCGUAGAAAGUUGGCCAGUAAGUCAUCCCUUAGCAAUGGCCUACUUCAAACCAGUGUGACCUCGUAAGGGAGUGUGUUUUGUUCACACAGCGCACUCUAUAACAAGACCUUUCCACGCUCUGAUGAGAUGAUGAGAACCCUUACAACACAACAACGGCCAGUGGUUUGAGAUGAAAAUGAGAAGGACAAGGAAGGCAUGAGAACAUUUCUCCAACAUACAAGCUGCUCAUAGACACAUUUCCAAUAAACCUUUGCCAGCAUAAAGAUAUGUCAGCAUGUCACUCAACUCCACGGCCGAUAAUCUGUGUGCACCGGAUGACCACCUCUGUAUUGUAAGGGAGCAUUUGCAGGCAGUGAUCAUCGUCCCUACUCUGCUCCUCCUGAGCACCCUGGUGGGCUUCUUGGCUAUUUGCUGCCUGAGGUAUUGUCCUGAAAGGAAGGGGCCAAAGACCACUUCCGCUCCACGCUACCACAGCGCAUCGCACAAGCAGAGGCACAGCCACAGAAAUCACCUACAGGGCAUUGAUGCACCCCCGGGGAUUAACCCACUGGAACAUGAAGAGCUGCCAAUGUCAGUUCAACAAGUGCAACAGAAUGUCAGACCAACUCUGGCUGCAGUACCCCCGAUGUCCACAGAGAGGCAAAGAGGAGCCUUCAGCCAGAUGACCGCGCUGCAACCGUCCUUCCCCGUCACAUCUAACAACACAUACAUCCUCUACAGAGCCCGCAAGGACAACAGAGAUGUCAUCCUGAGGAUGCUAAAAGAGACAGCAAACGGCCGUGAAAAGCAGGAAUUUUUGGGAUUUGCUGCCUUCGUGUCAGGACUCGGGCCUCACCCCUUCCUACCUGAGCUGCUGGGUGUAGUCUCAGUGCAGCCGCCCCUGAUGAUGGUUGUGGAGGAGCUGCAGCACAGAGACCUGUUGGGGUACCUGUGGAAAUGUCGACAACAGGGCAACUCGGGUUCAGAGUCUUCAUGUGAAAUGACGGAGAAGAAGAUCUUCACCAUGGCAGGACAGGUGGCCUCUGCCCUGGAGUACCUGCACGGUCAGCGCUGCAUCCAUGGCAACGUGGGAUCUCGCAGCGUACUGGUUGGUGGAGAUCUGACAGCAAAGCUCUGGGGAUUUGGCUCGGCCUACCGCAGGAGAACACAGGCCGUUUCACCGGGGGAAGUCGGGGACAUUGAGAUGAGGAAGUGGCAGGCACCUGAAGUGCUGGGCGGAAAGGCUGACAGUCAGAGCAGUGACAUUUGGUCCUUUGGUAUCCUGCUUUACGAAAUGGUCACACUGGGUGACCCACCGUUUGCUGAAUACAGGGCAACCGAACUUCUGCAGUAUCUACAAAGGGGAAAGCAUCUCAAACGGCCGACCACUUGCUCCAACUCACUGUACUCCAUCAUAAAGAACUGCAGCCAUUGGCGCCCCGAACACCGUCUGUCAACGUCGGAGCUCAUUAGAACACUUCAGUCAGGAGAGAAAUCAGCCAAUGGGAGGAAAGUUCUCAAAGUGACUCAACCACUGGAUAUCGAGAAGUACCUAAGGGAGGCGGGAUAUGGAGAGGCGUAUGACUUCGCUGUGCUAUGAUUGGAUGGGGCGGUUGUUACACCCAGGACUACUGGAAAAUGGAAGAAUUUAUAAAAUAUCAUUUUCUCAGAGAAAUGCACCUUGUUUGUGAAACACACCUUUGUGUUUGAUAUAUCUGUUUGCAAUAUUGGAACACUUAAAAACGUUAUAUGUUUGAAUAGUAAUAUAUGGAUUGUAAAUAUGUCUCUUUCUGUAAACUAUAACUUAUGUAAUGACUAAUGUUAUGAAAGAAAACAAUACAUGUUUGCUGCACUUUUCACUGAAACAACAUGUUUUGUAUGUAUACAGCUUCUCAGAAGCUAUACAAAGAUGAGUGGGGUGCACUUAA
Notothenia coriiceps (black rockcod) is the source of this 2113-nucleotide messenger RNA. RefSeq names its product tyrosine-protein kinase STYK1-like. The transcript has 12 exons. Lineage: Eukaryota; Metazoa; Chordata; Actinopteri; Perciformes; Nototheniidae. The coding region runs from base 481 to 1785 and encodes 434 amino acids. Gene Ontology annotation, molecular function: transmembrane receptor protein tyrosine kinase activity; ATP binding. Gene Ontology annotation, biological process: multicellular organism development; positive regulation of kinase activity; protein phosphorylation. The record is from RefSeq and is a predicted model, not a curated record. Gene Ontology annotation, cellular component: signaling receptor complex; plasma membrane.